AUGGCAUCGAACGGAACCACAAACAAACAUGGCCGAGGCGAAACGCCCGCAACCAGAGUUGCUAAUGGACAACAUCCGGAAAACUGGAUGCCUUGCAGAGAUCAACCUGUCUAUACUCGACGCAAACUCCGGAUCGCUUGUAUCGGGGCUGGAUAUUCCGGUUUGACAUUGGCGCACAAGAUUGAUCACGAGCUGAAGCUCAGCGACGUAAUUGAUCUAGUCAUUUAUGAGAAGAAUUCUGCUGUUGGUGGAACUUGGUUUGAGAAUACAUACCCCGGCGUGGCGUGUGAUAUUCCAUCUCAUGCGUACACCUUUCUUUUCGAGCCUAAUCCCAGCUGGUCGAAGUUUUAUGCUCCUGGUCCCGAGAUUAAUGAGUACAUCCAGCGGACAACGAAGAAGUGGAAUUUGGACAGGAAUGUCCAGUUUAACUCUCGGGUGAAGGAAACUCUUUGGGACGAUGAGUUAGGAAAGUGGAAGAUUGAAGUCGAUCAAGCCGGGUCGGUAAAAUAUGACGAGGUCGAUAUAUUGGUCAACGCUGCAGGAUUUCUCAACAAGACCAAUUGGCCAAAUAUUGAGGGCUUGUCUGAAUUCAAGGGCAAGCUUGUUCACACGUCAAAUUGGGACAACAACUAUGACUGGACCAACAAGAACGUCGCAGUGAUUGGAAAUGGGUCAUCUGGCAUCCAGUGCGUGACAGCCAUGCAGCCAAAGGCCAAAAAACUUGUGAACUUUGUUCGUAACCCGACAUGGGUCUCUGUGAACAUUUGCGCAGACAAAACCCCGGACGGGCUCAAUUUUGCAUAUACGGAAGAGCAGAAAAGGCUGUUUACCGAAGACCCUGUUGCUCAUUUCAAGUAUCGGAGGGAGUUGGAGAGCAGCGUGAAUGGCUUCUUUUACGGAAUGUACAGAGAUCAUCCGGUGCAGGUUGAACUGACAGCUCUCUGUCGGCAGCAUAUGCAGGAGAAAGUAAGAGGGAUUCCAGACCCUGAAGUCGUUUCAAAAUUGCUUUCUCUGGAUUGGAAUCCUGGUUGUCGUCGCCUGACGCCCGGAGAAGGCUACAUAGAGGUUUUCUCAAACCCAAAUGCGACCUUGAGUUUUGAUCCUAUUGAGAAAGUUACCGAAGAAGGUAUUAAAAUCAAGGAUGGAAAAGAACACCAAUUUGACAUUAUUGUGUGUGCCACUGGAUUCGACACCAGCUUCAUUCCUUCUUGGAAAUUGGUCGGUCGCGGUGGAGCAAUGUUAGAUGAACGAUGGAAGACCAAUCCGGAAUCAUUUUUCUCUGUUCAAGUCGACACAAUGCCUAACUACUUCAUGUUCAGUGGUCCUAACGCAGUAGUCUCUCAUGGCUCUCUACUGGCGUCUAUAUCGUGGACUUGUGACUAUAUCCUACGAUGGGCCAAAAAGAUUGCGACCGAAGAUAUCAAGUCAAUUGAUGUCAAGAGAGAAUCCAUGGACGACUAUAACGUUUAUGCCCAGGAAUUUCUGAAGCGCAUGGUCUGGUCCGAUGGGUGCCGAUCUUGGUACAAAAACGGCAAAGCGUCCGGACAUGUUACGGCCGUAUACCCCGGCUCCAUCUUACACUUCAAUAAUUGUCUCGAAAAUAUCGGCGGAGAGCAUUUCAACUUCCAGUAUCGAUCCAAGAAUAGUUUCCACUUCCUGGGAAAUGGAGAAAGUAUUCAUGAUAAAUACGGGAAAGGUGACAUGGCAUACUACAUGGACGAGAGGAGUGUUUGA
Penicillium cosmopolitanum is the source of this 1734-nucleotide messenger RNA. RefSeq names its product flavin-containing monooxygenase. NCBI's taxonomy places the organism in Eukaryota, Fungi, Ascomycota, Eurotiomycetes, Eurotiales, Aspergillaceae. Gene Ontology annotation, molecular function: NADP binding; N,N-dimethylaniline monooxygenase activity; flavin adenine dinucleotide binding. The coding region runs from base 1 to 1734 and encodes 577 amino acids. The record is from RefSeq and is a predicted model, not a curated record. The transcript has 7 exons.